ACGUAGAGCCUCUGCCGUGCGCUCACACACUCGAUCGCUUGCUCUGCUGCUCUCCUGCCUCCCCCCUCACUCACACAUACACUCUCUCACACACACCCCUUUCAUAAGGUGCUGGCAGCAGCAGUGUUAGCAGCAGCAGGGACGGCAGCAGCAUUGAAAGAGGAGGGAGCCUCUGAGACAAAAUGUAGUCGCGUGAAUGAGCAUGUAGCCUCGCAGCCGCCGUCCUCCUUCACUGUGGAAUUACGGAACAAAAGAGGAGGACCAUUCUUCCGCAUCUGCAGUUUCCAUUUUUUUCCACCUUCCCCCUCGUCGUGGUUUUUCUGCCUUCCCCUCGCGCGUGUCGUCGUUUUCGACGGCGGCUAGUGGCAGAGCUGGAGACGAGGGAGGUUGACAAGGGCUUGUCUGCGGACUGAGAUCACCAAAGCUUCGAGGUCACCUCAGAGGCCGUUCUCGCCUUUCUUCUUUUUUUCCCUCCCCCUUUGCGUUUUCUCUUUUCCAGGCAGGCCUUUUGUUUUUCAGUGGACUUGUCCGAGGGGCUGCCGCCGUCGUGCUGAAUUGGGCUAUUGUUGGACAGGCAGGCCUCUCUCUCUCUCUCUCUCUCUCUCUCUCUCUCUCUCUCUCUCUCUCUCCCUCCCUCCCUCCCUCCCUCUCUUCACUAUACCCUAUCUUCCCUCCCUCCUCUAUCUUCCUUCAUCACUCCAUCCUUUCAUCGUGAUGCACCUUGCUUAAACUCAUAUGUGUGUUUGGUACACACGCAUUGUCCGGAAUUGUCUUUGCGCUGCUUCACGCUUUCCUUCUUGUCCCACCCUGCCGUCCCCCUCUUCUCCCAUCCCCGCAGUGCCUGGCGAUGUAAUGUGCCCUUCGUGGCACACGAAUCCGGAUGUUUGGCAGGGGGUCGGCGGGAUUUGUUCCAGCCAAGGGUGAUGCCUCAGAGGACAGCCCAUCCCAGCGCUCCCACACCCACCUCCAACCACUGAGCACGCCCGCCUGCGCCGCCACGUGUCACCCCCUGUUCGCGUGCGUACGUGCGCGUAUGUGUGUAUAUGCGUACGCACGGGUGCAUGUGCGAGAGCGCCCUUACCAUGACUCUGGCCUGAUACCUGGACUGGGGUGUCCCCUGCCAAUGUGGGGGAGGGACUGAACCUCAGGUUACUCCCCACCCCCUCCCUCCCCUUACCCUCUUCCCUCUCUCCCCCCCCCUUCUCCCCGCCACGGGUAACCUGCCGGCAUGAAGAAGACCCGCAGCACCAACUUCAGGCGGGCCUGGCCCAGCUCUGAUCUAUCGGAGCGGGCCUUAGAGCGCAUCCGCACUCGCAGUGAGAAGGACUACCACCACCAUAAGCACUUUCCACCACCCCCUCCUUCGACCCACAUCUCCCCUUCUCCGAGGGGCUACAUGACACCAGGCGAUGUAUCUCCAAUCAGUAUGUCACCCAUCAGUCAGUCUCAGUUCAUCCCACUGGGAGAGAUUCUGUGUCUGGCCAUCUCAGCCAUGAACUCUGCCCGCAAGCCUGUCACACAAGAUGCGCUGACGGAGCACCUUGCCACCUGCUUCCCGGGUGUACCCACUCCGAGUCCAGAGAUCCUGCGGCACACGCUGAACAUGUUGGUUCGGGAGAGGAAGAUCUACCCCACACCAGAAGGCUACUUCAUUGUUACUCCACAGACCUACUUCAUCACCCCGUCUCUCAUCCGCACCAACAGCAAGUGGUACCACCUGGACGAGCGACACCCAGAGCGACAGCAGCAGCAGCAACAACAGCAGCAGCAGCAGCAGCAGCAGCAGCAGCAACAGCUUCAACAACAGCAGCAACAGCUUCAACAGCAACAGGUGCCACCUCAACAACAAUGCACAUCACCACAAUCUGGAACCAUCACUCCCUCCACCUCUGGCUGUGUACGAGAAAGGCCUAACCCUAAGAACCACUGCGACUCCUAUAACACCUACCGCGACGAGGUGCCCAGCAUUCAUACCUCCACAAUUCAAAGGAAAUCCCCAAAAGAACCCAAAGGAGAUCCCCCUUCAUACCCACAACCCCCACCCCCUCCAGCUACCAUUCAGCACCCACCUGACCCCACCGAUAAGAGCAAGAGCAUGACCGCCACCUUCUCUUACAAGACAGACACGCUAACCAAGAAGAAGGAGGGCAGUGGUGUGGGCAGCAGUGAGAGGCAGUCUAAGAAGUUUGGGCUGAAGCUGUUCCGCUUGAGCUUCAAAAAGGACAAGACCAAACAGCUGGCCACCUUUUCAGCACAGUUCCCUCCAGAGGAGUGGCCCUUGAGGGAUGAGGACACACCGUCGGCCGCAGCAAUCCCCCGUGAGGUGGAGAUGGAGAUCAUUCGCCGCAUCAACCCAGACCUGACAGUGGAGAACGUGGCCCGUCACACAGCUGUAAUGAAGCGGCUGGAAGAGGAACGAGCUCAGCGCCUCAAAGCCAGCUCAGCACAGCAAAGUGCCCGCAGUCGCCGCAGCCGAGGUCACCGGCGUUUACCACACGGGAAGUCGCGUUCGCACAGCAAGACGCGAGCUUCUCGGGGAGACCCCUCAGAGGGCUCCAAUCUGGACCUGCCAGCAGUCAGCCUGGAGAGGGACUACCGUUUUUUCAGCCAUUCUCUGGUACGCUCGCCAAGAGAGGGAAUGUACACGGUGGAACGCAGAAGCGGUGGUGCCUAUCUUGUCCACAGCAACCCCAACAUUGCUGAGUCACACUUUCCUGUCACCCCGGAGUGGGAUGUUUCAGGGGAGCUUGCAAAGAGGCGGACAGAGAUGCCUUUCCCUGAGCCUUCACGUGGGACGUCACAUUCUAGAGUGCACCGGAGCCACAGCCACACUCAGGACCGCAAGUCACGUAACGAGCGGCCCGAUAAGGCUAAAGAGCGAUCACGUUCUAUGGACAACUCCAAGGGCCCGCUGGGAGGUGGGAGCUCCACGCUUGGCACGGCUGAGGAUUACGACCGCAGUCCCGAUGACAGAAGCCGAUACUAUACCGACGAUGGGACGCUAAGGGCCUCCUCUCAAAAGGCCCCGCACUAUUCAUGCAUCAUGUUUUCUGCUGCCAAGUUUAGCUCGGAAAUGUCUGUACUUGAUAUAGGCAAAAUGAGUUUGGAUGAAUCGAGGCUCUGUAGCCCUCUAGAACGGAACAAGAGCAGGGACAGCCUCCCAGCCUACAGUGACCUGAAGGCCCUGUCACCAAAGCCUUUGGCUGAUGACUACUUUCAGUGCAAUACAUCGAAUGAAACAAUCCUUACUGCCCCGCUGCCUCUGGGCAAAUCUGACCAUGACACUUUAACUCCAUCUGACGGAAUCCGCAAGGGCUCUCCAGCUGACCGGCAGACACCGCACCUCCCCUCUCCUCACCCCUUGGAGUACAAAGAGGACUCCUCGACAAAGGGGCACAACGGUUCUGGCAAACCCACACCGAGCCAGACACCUGAGCCGAUGCCCAAUGGACGGUUGAUACAGCACCAACACAACACUGACCCAGGGGGCGGGGGAGGUGGUGGUAGCACUGGUGGCGGGGUGGACAAGAGGAAAGAGAUUUUCAGUAAGGACACUUUGUUCAAACCGCCACUCAAUGUUUUGACUGUGAGCUAUGUGGACAGUGGCUACUCAAAGCCAGGCACUUUGCGUAAGACUCCACAUAUGAAAUCAUCCGAGGUCCUUGACACUCUGGAGACCCAACAGCCACCUAACUCCACCCCUUUGUCUGCUUCUGCCCCGGCACCUACAGGCACAGAACAGGGUGCUCCCUCCACAUCUGAAGCUGCUUUUGACUAUUACAACGUGUCAGAUGAUGACGAUGAGGAGGAGGUAGAGGAGGCCUCCCGUAAAGAGGCGGCCCCGACAGAAUCAAAGGGGCGGGCAGGGGCCGGGGAUGGUGGUGGAGGUGGUGGGACCAUGCAGUGGUUGCUAGAACGGGAGAAAGACCGGGAUUUACAGCGGAAAUUUGAGAACAACUUGACUCUACUUAGCCCUAAGGAGAGCGAGAAUAAUAACAGCCAGAAGACUGCUCACUCGGCACGGCUGGACAGCAUGGACAGCAGUAGUGUGACUGUAGACAGUGGGUUUAACUCCCCUCGCACACGGGAGAGUCUGGCGUCCAACACCUCAAGCAUUGUCGAGAGUAACCGGCGACAGAAUCCAGCCCUGAGUCCAGGCCACAUGGGUACCACCAGCAUCGGCCCCCCAUUCAGCUUCCGUGCAAUCCCAGAGCCCCCUACCACGCAACCUGAGAAACUGCAGAAAUCCCCCAACUGCCUUGCCUCCAUCACCAGCGUCUGACAUGGGCCCAUCUGGGUUGACGUAGGGUCAGGGUGAUCUGCAAUGUUGGGGUGCCUAAGUGCAGGAGGUUGGGUGACUCCCUCCAUCAAGCACCUCGACUACAUGGGGACUGUUAAACCCGCAGGCAUGGCUUCCAGAGACUGUUCCCACAGCAUCAAAGGUCACUGCAAAAAAAGAGGAAAAAGGGAAAAAUGGAAAAGAAAAUUUCUCAUCAUAGGAUUUACCUUCACAAGCAAUUAAUCAGGAAAUUCUGCAGUCGGAAUCAACCGUUGUUUUCAAAAUAGGCUUGAAGUAACUGGUAAUUUAACAAUGUUUUGUUUUCAAGAGUAUAUUUUGUCAGUCACAGAUUAGAGAUCAUCCAGCCAAUGGAUUAAGUUUGCACGCAUUAAGAAGUAGAUGCUGAUGUGCUGGUCAAAGGUAUUAAAGAUUUGUAAUAUUGGUAUGCAUUACAAUUUAAAAAAAUAAGGCAUAAAAGCUCUCAUCUGAGCAACAUUUAAUUCAUGAUUCAUAAAGUUGUAUAAUAUUCCUAAAAAUAAACUCAUUUCUCAUGACAGUUAGAUGCAUUGGUGAAACAAUAAGAAUUAUACUCAUAUGCUUAUUAAAACAAGUACAUAGACUGAAUUAGUGGAAAAAAUGUUCUCAUUCUGAAAUUAAAGAUUUUUUUUCUUUUAUUUUUUACCCAAACUUAUUGUGCAUACAAUUACUUUGUAUGCAACUUUACACUACGUAAUGGAUUUACCUGUUUCAUUAAAGUUAAUAUUAAUCUCAGGUCAUGAACAGUUAACUCUCCUAAGAAGAGGUAAAGCAUCAGUUAGUCUGUAAUCAUGUUUCUGUGGAUCGUUUCACCAGUCUUUGUUUUUUUAAGGGAAUAAAACACAUUCUCGGUAGACAAAAAUACAAAUUAUUUCAAUUACAUUUUUGUCAGGUGUAGAUUAUUUUUAUUAUGUUGAUUCCCUUUUGAAAUAAAAACAACUGUGUGCCAGUGUGAAUCCGAUACCAAGUCUCAUGAACCAGGAGACUUGUGGAUGUCAUUGUUGGUUUGGAAACAUGCUUGUCUUCUUCUGUGUAGCUUGAUGGCUCUAUUUGUUUUCACGAAAGGAGGAGGAUGUUGGAAAUCGCAAUGGCGGGAACACGGGUGUUGUGUCCAAAAACACUCCAAGGAAAGGUCAUAACAGUUCUCUUCCUUUGGGCCAGUGGGAUUCAGAGACUCGGCCCUUUUGCUGCUCUGAUGAAACCUUUAUUUUGAAAAAUGUUCUUUCUUGAGUUGAAUCCAGACCACUAUGGUGUUUUAAUUUUUCACCUUUGUUUUCCCUGGGAAUUGAGCUGGUUUUCAAGCCAUGUCCCUGACCUAAAUGCAAAAUAUGGUCAACAGAUGACAUGGUUACAAUUUAUGCCACAGCCAACACAUUAUCUGUAUAUUCACAAUAUUCUCAACCUUUUCAUGAUUUCAAUAAAUGCUUCUUUUAGGUUGGAACAACUGA
Molecule: messenger RNA, 5763 nt
Organism: Rhinichthys klamathensis goyatoka
Lineage: Eukaryota; Metazoa; Chordata; Actinopteri; Cypriniformes; Leuciscidae
Gene: stox2a
Product: storkhead box 2a
Exons: 4
Coding region: 1229-4282 (1017 amino acids)
Biological process (GO): positive regulation of transcription by RNA polymerase II
Cellular component (GO): nucleus; cytoplasm
Molecular function (GO): DNA-binding transcription activator activity, RNA polymerase II-specific; RNA polymerase II transcription regulatory region sequence-specific DNA binding
Source: RefSeq, a predicted model, not a curated record